GAAACAUGGAACGGCAACAAGUUACACUGCUGCAGAUCCUUAUAUCCUUAUCAUUGCACAUUAUAAGCCUUUCAUUCGCAUUGAAUCACUUUUUUGUUCCUGAAAGGGAGGAGCUGUUUAGUGAGUGCCCCAACAAGCCAGGAGUUUCUUUCGUGGAUACGUUGGCGGAUCUUUCCCUAUUGAGCCGUAAAAAGGGUGCAGAUGGUGCAGUGAAUAUAUCGGGAAACAUUACCAUGAAAUGGGAUGUCGACCAUUCAAAUCGCGUCGCGGUUGAAGUGGGCGUACAUAAGUUUGAAGGAGGAACUUGGAAGCCAACUGUUUUCAAGGGGGGUGAUACAGAUUUCUGCAAAUCCUUUUUUGAGAAGAACACCAUUUAUUAUCCUUACUCGACCAAACACGUAAUCAACAAGAAGCAAAUUAAGGACAAAUGCAUUACAACUCCAGAAACCGUCUUAGUUUUGGAACCCUAUCUCCUGAAAAUAUUAAUUAAUUACGCAGUGCCUCUGACUCCGGGACGUCACAAGGCUGUUAUUUUAUUUUCUGCAUUCGACAAAUCUGGAGUUAAGCUUCAAAGGGACAUAUGCUUGGAAAUUAUUGGCGAUAUAGUGAAUAUCUGAGAGCAAUUAUUCAUUUUACUUUUAUUAAAGC
Molecule: messenger RNA, 648 nt
Organism: Drosophila teissieri
Lineage: Eukaryota; Metazoa; Arthropoda; Insecta; Diptera; Drosophilidae
Exons: 3
Coding region: 6-617 (203 amino acids)
Source: RefSeq, a predicted model, not a curated record